UGUAAAUAUAGUAAAUAUUGUUUUUAACAUUUUUAAGAAAAACCAAUGAAUCGCGUAAAAAGACUGAUGACUUACAGCAAUUCAUGGAAAUUUGCCAGGAUAUUGAGGAUCUUCCCUCACCGUCAAUUUAUUCAAUCUAUUGAUAUGGUGGUGAUUGGAGCCGGUGGGAUUUUGCAAAAGUACAAAGGGAAGAAAAUUGGCCUUUUUCUAUUUAAUGAUUUAAUUGAAAUUGCAAAAUCACGAUUCUGCACCUCUGAACUUGAUUCAACACUCGGGACUUCAAGUGGCUUAAAUACUUCGUUUAAUAGCGGCAGUAGCGGAACUUUACCUCGUCAAAAGUCUUUGAGUUUUUUGCGCCGUGGAGCUAGUUGGAAAAAGGAGAGAAGGCGUUAUAAACAUAUUGACCAUUAUCGAUUUGCAAAUUUUCGAUCUGUUGAAUUUGAAAGAGAACAUGAGGUUUUUAUUGUGAAAAUUCGAGACCAAAAGGCAGAUGAACUUUGUUUUUUCCAGCCCACCAAUGGCUUCACUAUGGAUAUGGGUGUAGACUUUUUUGAAAAUCUUGUACAAUUGAUAGUUUCAAGUUCUACUCGAGAUAUUGCUGUUGAGGAAGUAAAUAUUGGUCGUAUUCACAGUCAAAGUGAGAAUAGGCCAGAAGAAGUAGAAUCUAUUGUUAAAGCAUUAAGAAUUGCAUCUGAGCUUAGCCGAACUGGUACAAUUCGCCGUAGGAAUUCGCUUCGAAGAAGUAUUUCAAAUAUUGCAUUGGGCGCAGGUUGGCCACACAUAAAACGAACUGGGAGUUUGAAGAAAUCUAAUUUGGGUGAUAUUAGUGAAUCUUAA
Molecule: messenger RNA, 837 nt
Organism: Meloidogyne enterolobii
Lineage: Eukaryota; Metazoa; Nematoda; Chromadorea; Rhabditida; Meloidogynidae
Source: the annotation of a GenBank genome assembly